AUGCCUGGGCGAGAACCACUGGAUGCGGACACCGUGCACGAGCUGUUGCAGCCCGAAACAGACGGCGGUGAUCCAGCGGAUUGGGAAGAGGAUGUGCGUUCGUGGUUGACGCCCGAUCAACAGCCACCGACCGACCUACCUUUGCUUCGCCUAUGGGACGAGAAGUCCGGGAGCCAGCCGGACGAGAGUGGCCGCAUGCUAGCAAGGGCCCCUCGGCAACGACUCUGCACACUCGAGUCGCGGAGGGAGUCCCUGGAGAUCCACGUCGAUAACGGUAGAUGGGUGGUCACGCCAUACAUUUCCUUUUCAAGUUUACCCGAGGCGAUCGAAGACCUUGCUCAGGUGCGGGAUGAUCCUAAGAAAAAGCGAGGCCCCCAUAAGCUCAUCGCCAUAAAUCCUGGCGUUCGCGAGGCAAAAGGAUUACCUGUUCUGGAUGUCGGGGCUGAAAUGGAGCACUACGGGAUCGAGGAUCCAUAUGACGAUUCAGACUACUAUGAAAACCACUACGCCUGCUUGUGGGAAGUCACGCCGGAAGAGAUUGUUGGACAGUGGACGUGGAAGAAGCUCAUGAAGAACAACAAGGAAGACUGGUACAAGGAGAUCGUCUUGCCUGCGUUCCAACAACACAACAACGCCUUCACGAAGCGGUCUGCACCUACCGACAUCGGCGGCCCAGACGAGUCGGGGAGGGCUGCGGGUUUGUCGCGUGAGUCUUCAAUCCCCUGCUGGACGUUCGGUUUAGUUGCAAGGCUAAUGGUAUCGAAGCUGGCCCCAAUGGUAUCGAAGCUGGCCCACCCGAUACAUGCGUUUUGCCACGACGCCGACCCCUUCGGCCAAGAUCGCGUCUACCGCUCUGAUGAGGAAAUAUGA
Molecule: messenger RNA, 870 nt
Organism: Purpureocillium lilacinum
Lineage: Eukaryota; Fungi; Ascomycota; Sordariomycetes; Hypocreales; Ophiocordycipitaceae
Source: RefSeq, a predicted model, not a curated record